This is a messenger RNA of Adelges cooleyi (spruce gall adelgid), 1328 nucleotides long. RefSeq lists its product as uncharacterized. The coding region runs from base 164 to 1168 and encodes 334 amino acids. The transcript has 6 exons. The record is from RefSeq and is a predicted model, not a curated record. Lineage: Eukaryota; Metazoa; Arthropoda; Insecta; Hemiptera; Adelgidae.
UUGAUGUAUACAACACAACAGCAGGAACCCGAGAACACGGAUUAUAAUGAUGAUAAACAAUUUCCAAACGUAUAUGAAAUUCACACAAUCGUAGACAAAUUUAUAAUUAAAAAAUCGUCCUGAGUGGUUGUUUAACAUUCAAUAUUACUAUGAAACUCGCUAAAUGAUGGUAAACAAAUGCAGUGUUACCGGCUGUAAAAGUCUAUAUGUAAAGGAGAACGUUCGACUACACAGAUUUCCAUUAGGAAAUGCAGAAACAUUACCAUUGUGGAUUGCAGCCACUAAAAGGGAUCCAGAAUGGAAACCUUGUAAGAGUAGCAGAUUGUGUGGAAACCAUUUUAAAGCAUCUGAAUAUGUAGUUGGACACAGUAAAGGCGUUUUGAAGCCCUCGGCUGUACCAACGAUAGAUUAUUGCGUUGAAAUACCGAGAUACAAUAAAAAGAAGUAUGGGAAUUUCAGAGUGUACGACAAAAUGAAACAUGUGAAUAAAUUAAUCAAAACUGAACCAACGAGUCAAGGAAAUCAAACUCCUAUCGAAAGAGUCAAUAUCGACUACAAUAAUAUAUUUAAUAGGAAGAUCACCGAAAACAAUCGUAAUAGUGAUAAAAAUAAAUAUGCUCAAGACGAGGUAUCAUCGAUAAAAGAAAGUGACACGCUGACUUUGUCUGAUUAUGACGAUGAUGAUGAUGAUAAUAGUGAUAAUGAUAAUAGUGGGAGUGAAAUCUUAAAAAACAAUCUUGGUAAUUCGAAUACUGAAGUAAAAACAGACGACCCUUAUGAUGAACAAUGUUAUUACAAAGAAGGCAUGGAGACAUUAACAUUAGCGGCCGAAGUCAAACGGUUAGAAGAUCAAACUAGCACGACUGUUUAUCAAUCAGUAGCAGACAAAAGUUUUAACAAAGUCAUGUCUCAGAGGAUGAAAAGGAAUAAAAGAAGAACAAAAGAUAUAUAUAAAAUGUAUUUUAGACAAUUGGAAAAGAAAAACGCGCGUGAAAUAGCUAAACAAGUAUUUUAUGAUGAUGUAACAAAGUUCACUAGGCACAUUGAGGAACAGUUGAAAGUGCUUCACCCACACGAAAGACUUUAUUUUAGCACAAAACGUGCAAUCGACAAGAUUUUAGCAAAGGCACAAGUGAAAAUGAGUCAGAAAAAAAUGCAAGAGUGUUAAUUAUAGUAUUAUUGUAUGCACUUGUAUAGAGCCAGUGUAACUAUUUUUCGUACUUAAAUAUGUGUGUACUUACUAAUUGUCAUUUUAAUAAACUUAUCAUUUUUACUAUACUAUCAAGUUCUUUAAUAAAAUGUCUUUAGUGACAAACUUCAGUUACAAC